Molecule: messenger RNA, 387 nt
Organism: Symbiodinium necroappetens
Lineage: Eukaryota; Dinophyceae; Suessiales; Symbiodiniaceae
Source: the annotation of a GenBank genome assembly
AUGACCGGAAUCAGCGCGGGUGCAUACAUGUGGGAGCCCGUGCCGACCACUUUGCAGCGAAUUGUGGGAAAAGAAGUUCAGAUGGCGCAGCUGAGCUACUGGACGCCCCAGGCUCUUUCCAGUGAUCCUGUGGCGAUAGCGCUGCAGUGUGCCGAUGCAACGGCCUUGACACGGGUCUGCAUCUUUCAGGGAGGCCACACAUAUCCCUUCUUGAAGCCGAACGGCUUCGAAGAUGACCCUAGCAAGGCAAGGGCCUUUCAUGAGCUGCUCUGGGCGGACUGGUUCCGGAACGGGACGCUACGUGCUCCGCGUCCGGUGCUGCCUGGCCAACAGACGGAAACUGGGACAGCUGUCGCCAACAGCAUCCUGCCUGCGGUCACGAGCUGA